UUAAAAAUUAAAAUGUUCGACCGGAAAUUCGAGUUUGCCGUUUUGUCCCUCAGAAUUCCUAUUUCUCGAGUUUCAUCCCACUCUUUUUUUUCGUGGGUUGAUAACUCUUCGAGUUCUCCAUUCUUCUCCCCCAGUACGCUUUCUCGUGGAAGAAGCUUGAAUCUUUGGUGUUGAAUCAAGGGUUGUCCUUCUUUUGCUCAGAUCAUUCAGAAAAAAAUUCGUCAAUUGAUCUUCUGGGCUCUUAGAAAUUAGGGGGCUCUACAAGCGGGGUUGAAGGAUUUCUUGCUUUGCAAUGGAUGGAAGGCUGUCCGCAAGUGACCAGCAGAGAUUGGUCUCUUCGUUCCUUGAGAUCGCUGUCGGACAGACCGCCGAGACCGCCCGCCAGUUUUUGCAGGCGACAAGCUGGAAACUUGAUGAAGCAAUCCAGCUCUUUUACGUCGGAAGUGAAGGUGGCAUGCUUCCAUCUGCUACACACUCUCAGCCAGAAUCCAAUGAGCAUGUUGUGACCGAUCAGUCACGGGGGGGGGCUUCAAACCCUGUAAAUGAAAAUCUUACUCAAAAUGAGGCAGAUGAAGUACGUCCUCCUUUACCGGUCGUGAGAGAGACACUUUACGGCGAACCAAUGUAUUAUGGGGCUGUGAGGGCAGGAAAUUCUCGGCAUGAACCAAAUCCUUUGGUUGCAUUCCGUGACUUCAGUGAGGAGGCAAAACGCCCCGGGGUUUGGGAACCAGAUCAGGGCGCUUCCUCUGCAUCAGCCUCGGGAUCAGAAGUGGCCGCUCCUCGAGACAGCCUGGCCUCGUUGUACCGUCCUCCUUUCCACCUGAUGUUCAGUGGGUCAUUUGAACAGGCUAAAUCAGCUGCUUCUGCUCAGGAUAAAUGGCUUCUUGUGAACUUGCAAUCUACAACAGAGUUUAGCUCUCACAUGCUUAAUCGAGAUACAUGGGCUAAUGAGGCUGUUUCUCAAACCAUCAAAGCCAAUUUCAUCUUCUGGCAAGUUUAUGAAGAUACAACGGAGGGUCGGAAGGUCUGCACAUACUACAAGCUUGAAUCCAUUCCUGUGGUGCUCGUGAUUGAUCCGACCACUGGCCAAAAGAUGCGGUUGUGGUGUGGAGUGAUCGAGCCUGAGACAUUGCUCGAGGAUUUAGUACCGUUCAUGGAUGGCGGCCCUCGGGAUCAUCUUGCUUCUCUGUCUAAGAAACGACCAAGAGGCAGUUCAUUGACUCCUCAUUCAAAAACCAAAGCGGAUGUCCCGAAUGACGAAGAAGAGGAACUGCAGAGGGCAUUAGCUGCUUCAUUGGAGAACAUGGAAGAAUCAUCAGAUAAAGCAACAGCCGAAGAGAAAACCUCGACCAUGCCUGAAAAAGAGGGGACUGAUUUGUCAAACUCCAUGCCUUCAUUCCCACCACUGCCGGAAGAACCCAAGGGGAACCCCAGUGUUCUAUGCAGAGUUGGUAUUCGUCUCCCGAACGGGAAAAGGCUUCAGAGGAACUUCCUCAAAACCGACCCUAUUCAGCUUUUGUGGUCGUUCUGCAAUUCACAGCUCGAGGAACCAGAGAGGAAGCCGUUCAAGCUGACGCAACCGUUCCCAGGUGCGGCUAAGACUCUGGACUAUGAGUCUAACUUGACAUUUGAGCAAUCUGGGCUGGCGAAUUCCAUGAUCUCUGUCACGUGGCUAAGUGGUUAAUCAGAUAUCAGGUUUAAGUUAUAUCUGGCUUGGUGGUUGUAAUCUUGGACACAGAAUCUCUGUUCUUUUGUCGUUUUUUUUUUGCUGUUGAGAUGUCUAUUUUAUUACAUUCUACAUUUGGACACUUAAGUGUAUGAUCUUUCAGUCUCUUUAAUAUAAAAAUUUCAUAUC
This is a messenger RNA of Tarenaya hassleriana, 1855 nucleotides long. Its product is annotated as plant UBX domain-containing protein 7-like. Lineage: Eukaryota; Viridiplantae; Streptophyta; Magnoliopsida; Brassicales; Cleomaceae. Bases 293 to 1684 code for a protein of 463 amino acids. Gene Ontology annotation, molecular function: ubiquitin binding. Gene Ontology annotation, cellular component: nucleus. The record is from RefSeq and is a predicted model, not a curated record. The transcript is spliced from 10 exons. Gene Ontology annotation, biological process: proteasome-mediated ubiquitin-dependent protein catabolic process.